AUGACUAGAUUUCGGGCACUGAAACGUUUCGCGGGUUCCCGGUUCACGUUCGCUUUUCCAACGGAUGUGUCGGGUUACGGCAGCCUAGAUAUCCCCGUCCCGCUCGCGAACGCACUCACUCGCCCGCGUGUGAGCGAGACGGUUAGAGGUGGAGACGCGCGGGACGGAACCGCGCGAAGUCAGUUGCGGUCCGAGCGGCCGAGUCGUCAGUCCCGCCCUCGGUCCUUUCGCGUUUUCGGUCAGUCUCCGUUCGACGUUCGGACGGUGAGGUGUGUUAAGCGCAGGUGCGCACCGGUUACUGUGGCGUACUGCGAGGUUAUAAUGGACGCGCCCGGCGGAGCGCGGGAGCCCCGCUUCGGGUCGCCGUACGGUAUGGGACUCCUUGGGGAGAUGCCGGAUAUGUAUGGCGCAGGCCGACCACCAAGUUCUCUCGGCGGCGGAGCCCCGAGACCGGGCAUGCAGCCCUGUCCGAUGCCACGGCUCGGCGUGAAGAGGACUUCGGACCAGUGCUAUGAUGAGCGACCAUCCCAGAGCGUCGGCUUGGAGCAUUGCGCCAUGCCGGACAUAGCAGAUGAUGGAUAUGCUUCCCUGCAGCCUAAGAAGUCUCCACCAUCUAACGGCAAAAAGACCAAGGGUCGUGUGAAGAUUAAAAUGGAAUACAUUGAUAAUAAACUACGCCGAUACACGACAUUCUCCAAGCGGAAGACUGGGAUAAUGAAGAAGGCAUACGAGCUGUCUACGUUGACGGGUACACAAGUGAUGUUACUGGUUGCAUCGGAAACUGGUCACGUGUACACAUUCGCCACGCGGAAACUACAGCCGAUGAUCACGUCCGACGCGGGAAAACGGCUCAUACAGACGUGCCUCAACUCUCCGGACCCGCCCACUACCAGCGAGCAACGCAUGGCGGCCACCGGCUUCGAGGAAACGGAGCUCACCUAUAACGUAGUUGACGAGGACAUGAAGGUGAGGCAAUUGGCGUACGCGAGUUCCGCGCAGUAUCCCAUAGAACAUCACCCGGGGCUAGCUCCGUCGCCGCUGCAACAAUAUCACCAACAUCCCCCAUGUCCCUCGCCGCUGCCUCUCAGCUCCCUAGGGCAGCCGUAUUCACACGCGCACUUAUCCCAUCCCCACAUGUCCCAUCACCCUCAACGGUAGUUCCGAUGGCACUAGAUUAAACUUCUCUCUGUAUCGAAUAUCGAUCACUCCUUCCCUGGAGAAUUCGACUGGAUUAUCGAGAUAGUCACGUUCUAGUUUAGGGUACUUGUCUUAGUCUACAAACGUGGUUGGUUUUAAUGUAACACUGAACAUGAUAUAGUUAAAUUUGAACAACCCGAAUACGUUUUUAGAUAAAUGAACGAGUAGUUAAUUAAGAGAUAAUCUAUUUUGUUGAUACAUAUGUAAAUAGACGAGGAAUAUUAUUUCAAGUGCCGCAUCCUGAUUUCCGAGGAUUAAUUAGUCACGUUGAGAACUAUCGAGUAUGCAUUUGUGUUUUCUUGUUAACUUAUUUUUCUAACUAAUUGUUUUAGAUUCAGCGUAGCGCGGAAGUUUUUUAUUAUUUUCAUGUUAAAGUUCUAUAAAGAUAAUCAUAACAUAGCACCGUUAGACAAAACGAAGAGAAAUUCAAGAGUAUCUCAUCCGUUUGCUCGCUCAUCCACAACGUAGAAUCAAUUUAAAUAUGAUAUUUUAAUUAAUCAUCCAACCUAAGAAUUCUAUCAAUGAAAUUGAUGAUCAGCAUAAAGCCGUCGAAUCCGAUGAAGGAACAUUCGGUAGCAAAAUAAUCAGAUGUAAAAUUGGUUUAUAAUUAACGCUAGGAACCGGUUGCGACUGUUUAGAGUGACGCCUCGGAAGUGGGAGCGGUCGCGCUUGCUACUGAUUCAUUAUGAUCAAUGAAUCGGCCUUUCAUCCCGCUUCUCUAAGGAGAACGUAUACGAAUCGUAGCUUUAAUAAUGGCAUUAUCUCCAAAUUGUAGGAAGUCCGUAAUAUUCUAUUUAUAUUGUUGUUUUUCAUAUUCUGAUUAAAAUUGAGGCUGCUAACAUUAUAUCAAAGGUGCAGGGUUUGUUUUUAAAAUAAUGCUAAGUCUGUACUUUAAUAGAGGCAAGUUUUAAAUACCUAUUAGACAGUUUCCAAUUAUCAUGGGAGCGAGCGCUGUCGCCUCGGGUCCUAAGUCCUCGGCCGGCUCCGCGUGAUCCGGAUUAUUAAGAAACUUAAUUGAAAAUUACUUUCGGAGUUACGGAGGCCGACUAUUAUAAAUUCUCCUGUCAAUUCCGACGAACGCGCCGUACUCUAAGUAAAACUAAUAAGUGUAACGCAGAAGCUUUCACAUCUCAAUUUACAAUUACUAUUAACAACUUCAUGAAGAGAUGUAAUUUAUUUGAAUUCUAUUUUAAACACUAUAAUCUCCCGUUUUGUUUGUGUACCUGCGCUCACGCGAACAGUUAAUCAAUGAAACUUACAACCGAACACGCCGAAUAUGGAAAGUUCGACGUAUCGAUUCAUUGAGCCGCUCAAAUUCGAUUCGAUUCAUCCAUUAAGCACCGAGCACACCUUGCGUUGCUAAUCGGACACUAUUUAUUCAUCGAUUUGUACCCAGUAGCUGCUCUCGCUGCUGUCGCAUCGAUUGCACCGAACGAUUAAUUCUCACUUCUCAUUUGCAUAUCGUUUUAAUUUUGAACUCAUCCGGUGCCCACUGUGUUUCGCUCCCGACCCCGAACGCCCUGUUGUCAGUUUUGUGUGAUAUGUAGAAACGAUUGCAUCGAUUCCUCCGUUUUGCAUUCACUUCGAUAAAAAUCUCCAUACCUCAGGUCGGUCGAUCUUACCUCGACAGAGUUUGACGCACGGAAAUAAUACGUCGACGCCGAUAUCGAUCAUUAUUGUUCACGCAUCAUCGAUAAGUUGAUCCGAUUGAAAUAUUCUCUCGUUAAUAAUGAUUUGAAACGAUAAAAGCGUACUGUGAUCAUCAUCAAUUUCUACUGUAAAUAGUUUAUAGUUCAAUUAUUAUGUAUGCUUUAUAUCUCAUCUUAUUGCUGGGGAGCGACCGUAAUCGUUGGUAAAAACUUUCAAAAGCGGCACUGUUUUAUUUUCCUAGGAAUAGUUUCACCUGUCAUAGCCGGUCGGUCGUUUACAUAAAUAUAAAUCUUUACGUAUUCGCCGCGUGUAAUGUCGUUCUUUUGGUGCGUCUGUUUUAUGAAUAUAAACUGCAGACGACCAGCGAGUGUUUGGCAUAACACCACUUUGUAGGAUGCAGAUGGUCAUGUGCAUGAUUAAGCGGUAUAAAUGUGGAAGUCGGUCAAUGACCUCUCUGCACUCGUAUCCCUAAUCGAGCUCUCGUAUUUCGUAACGUCUCGCAAAACUCUUGAGAUUUCGCUUUCAGUACACGCGUGUUUCUUCUGUGAAUUCCACAACGGAUUCUUUCGUUCUGUUGCAGAGCACGUCUGUUCGCUCUCUGGGGAAUAUCUCGUCGCAUAAAAAAAGCAUCGUCGCCAUUAUAGAAGUUGUCGACACGAGUCGUAAAUUCCUGAUCUUUUUUAGAUGUGGACGAUCAGAGUCGGGCCUCUUCCCGACACGAUGGCGGGUGACUCAUCCCAAUCCAUAACGUAUUCUGCUCGCAUGAGACGCGUGCGUCUAUUCUAGACGUUCGCUCAGUAAUCGCUCGUUAGUCUCGCACCUUGGUUUAUUAACUUAUCAAUACUAUUGUUUUGAUAAACGCCCAAGACGCAAUUUUAGCUGACUCAUCGUAUUGUACUAGCUAAUAUGCCCACAUAAUUGUCUGCCUGUAAGCCGAUUGGUCGUCUUGUGCAAGCCUGACGGGCUCUAACAAUAAAGCUAAUUUGACUAAUAGGUGCGUUGUAAUCGUCACCGCGUGUGGUUUAAGGAUUACAAGAUUAUCGUGCCGACUUUCUUCGCCGCUCCUUAGAUCACUUCUUAAUGAACGUUGCAUUGAUCGCUAUACUAUUGUUCUAGUUUUUGUUUCUUCAUUCGUUAUGUAAUCUUUGUAUGUGGCUUCUAAAGGAAUUUUUGUUUUAAGUGUGUCGACAUUUUCUUCGCUUGCGGCGCAUCUUGUAAGGGUAUUCUCAAAUUGUUGUCCGCGUAGAGUGUUGCGGCUGGUGCGAUCAUUAAUUUAUUAUUCCGCGCGUGAACGCACCGUCGGUUCAAUUUUUUUUGGAAAUUAUUUAAUGUUUGCGAAAUUCGCAUUAAAUGAUCGGUUCUGCCCUGUAAUUAACAUCAUUCCGAACGACCACCCGGGCGCAAGAUGGAUGGACCCACAGUCGGUCCAACAUAAGGCCAAUAUUUGCAAAACGCCUUUCCAGCGUCUUCCACCUGGAAAGAAAUGAAGAAAUUUGUCCUGCAUCUACCUGAAGAAGUAGUUAUAAUUUAAGUGAAUUUUCCAUGGUCCAUCAAAAAUUUUACAGCCUUAUUCGGUAAUGUAUCACACUGUGUCUCCUGUGAGAAAGUCAUUUAGUUCUUGUACAGUCGGUUAAAAAAAUAUUGCAAACAUAGUUAUUUAUUCCUAAGCUUUAGUUACUAAGAUUGGAUAUUUGGCAGUAGAGCUGUUGUGGGGCGGUACGGCGCAUAAGCUUAUGCGCGUAUUAUUUUAGGAGUUACGCUCAGCCACACCGUGCACUAUUACGGCAGACCUGCGCCCGCGCCGUUCUGUUGCAUAAUUCAGACACGAGCCCCGCCGUUUGCAUUCCGAUACUUGAUAUGUGCUUUCACAUGUAUUUAUGGACAAGAUUUUGUGUCUCCGUAAUGUUUGCCGAAUAAAUAAAUUGUGUUUAAGGCAUAAAUACAAUGGGCGAGUCGGCAGCUCCCCUCGUUACGUCGGUGAAUGUAAAGUCCGAGUUAGCUUCUUGGGUUGUCGGCAUGUCAACCGUUGAGAUAUUUCGCGAGCUCGACUUGAUGCUGCUGCUUAUUUCGUUGUUUAGGAGCUUCGUUACAUUGCCUGUUUAUGUCCGCGCUUACAAAUUGGCGUUUCGAGAUGCUCUGCAGAGCAUCACGAGUAUUCACUAAAAUUAUGGUGUUGUGCUAACAUUGUUGUUAGUCAUACACCGCCGGGCGAAGCGCAUUGGAAUCAAUCUGUUUAAAGUUAUCGUUAUAGUGAGAUCUCAAAGAGUCAUUUUGACUGAGUAAUCGAGUUAUAUAGAGCCUAGAGUUAGUGCAUUCCAAAAUUUUUGCAUUUACCCUGUGUUGCGUUAUAGGAUUCCGCUCACAUCUCACUUACCGCAAUCCUAAUGAUUUGCAGCGGAGGUCUUCUUUUGUAUGCGCUGGAGGUGACGUGUUCGUAUGCAAGGUGCGACGCCAUUAUCCCGUGCCCAUCGUCUCCACUGGCUUCCGCGACCGGCCGUCCUGAUUGCUCUAAUUGAAAUUUAUUCAUGCUCCUCUGGGACGCGGCCCGAUUACCCAAUGCCGGUUUUAAUUCGAUUACAUUAAUGAAUAGGGCUGCGAUUGUUCAGGGUUGUUUAGUUAUGUAUGCGCUUGAGUUUAUGCGAUCUCGUUUACUGGAUUGACGCGGGACGCGCCUCAUCCAUUAUAGAUUUAGCCGGGAGUGUAUCGUCCGGCUCGAUAUGGUCGACGUCUGUGUCAUUUCGAUAAUUGGGCCCGCGAUUAUCCAGUUGUGCAAUUUACAAACAUCUGCGAUAGAUCCGCUGAUUGACGGCGAGAUACUUGCGUCAUUAGGAUUUAAUCUCGUUCCAAUUAAGCGUUUUGUUUGCAGUCAAGCAUGUUGGCUAGUUAUAGAUAUGGUUAAACAUAGUGUACAUAUCGAUAACAUGCUUUAUCACGAAUAUUAAAUGUUAUUUUUUAAUGGCUAUAAAUAUCCUUUGAAUCUAAUGCAAUCAAUAGCUUUGCCAAAGUCACUCAUGAGAAUGCUAUGAUCAGUUUAUGGAGUUGUCUAAUAAAACCUCAGUGAUUGGACGUCCAUCGCGCUCUGAGCUAUUGAUUCGGCGAAUCCAAGCGGCCCACUUCCUAAAACUAGACUGGGAGACGCACAUGGUUAAAAUUAGGUCCGCCGAGAAUAGCGUAAACUGCGGCCGCGUCACACCGACCCGCCUCGAUAUUGUGUUACAGUACAUCGUGGCUAAAUUAACUGCGCAUUAUGGUGUUGCAUUAUUCAUGAAAAAUUUUUUGCCACUAGACACAACUUCCGAAAUAAAAACUGGAACUGUUAGGGAUGAAAUGCAUAAUGAUCCAACAACAAACGCAAUCCCAAUCAUGUUCCUUUGUAAUAACUCUAAUAGAACAACAAUGAAUAGAAUUUAUAUUGCAGCAAAGAACAGGUCAUAGUUUACGUUAUCUGUAGAACAUGACGUGAAAUUUUUAACAUUAUUGUCAGGAAACUCAAACAAUGUUUCCUUCUGUUAUUGAAAGAGUACAAGUUAUCGGUCAUGCUUUUGUAUCGCCAUCUCUGUGCGCCGUUUCGGAUGUAUAACUGUAUGCUUUUGUAUCGGAGGUUUGGUUUACACUUCUGCUUCGAUAAGCGAUGCGGUGGCCAGUUAGCUCGGGGAGCGGGUUUUGGUUGCGUCUCGUACCGAACUUUCCGUAUCCAUAAAUUCAAACUAGCGUCCUAGGUGAAGCUCGACCGUUACCGCGUGGGAAAUGAUUGGGCUCCGGCCCUGGUCGGUGAGCCUUUGUUAGGACGAUUGUCCACUGGAGCGGUGUAGAUGCGCCGAUAGGCUGUGUAUAGUGGAGCUACGCCAGCGGUGACAGCUACGUGGGAACCCUGAGCGGGAUUGUGUGUAAACACCACGCUCAUUUGGAUGAUAGUGUCAUCUUUGUACUUCCAAUAUAAAACCGAAGCCUUUGUUCUAUCAUUGUCAUUUUCUAGAUGCAUUAUGUUAAUGUAUUCCUUAGUUUACCGUACAUAUAUCAAGCCGCCGGCAGCUGGGUCGAAUUUUGUCUAAAAAUUACUACGGAUAGGAACAGUGCACCUGCAUAAGGUAAUAGAAUUCCAUUUGCCAGACGCGUAUGGUGCUAGUAGUAAUGUUACGUCUUGAAUAUCCCCUAUGUGUUGUAACUCGUUUUCCCAACACAUAUGAAGAACAAGACCCGUGGAAAUGGACAUCGUCGUUAUAAUGUAUUCCACACGCGUCCGGCACUAACUCGACAGCUAUUCAGUUUUGAAAACAAAUCCUUAGCUUUUGUGACCGCGCCAAUCCAUCAUUCGAGUUUUUCUAUUCACCAAUAGUAUCAGCGAGCUUAACGCAAACAAAAGCUUUCAAAUGGAAAUGUAGAGUACGUGCCGGGGAUUAGUUCCGCGGGCGGUCAAAUUUUACGUGGGAAAUGUUGUUAACACGAGCGUUAGCCGGUGGAUUGGUUUUUGUACAUUAACCUUAUAAGGCCACCUACAUAAACGGUGAUAUAAUCGCCCGAUCUGUGUGUUGGCUCAUGGUUGCAUAUCGGGGCGCGUGGGCGGCGGCGUCCUUCCGCGGCGAGCGCCGAUCGUCUAAUGUGCGUGCGUUUGUUACACAUAGAAGCGCGUGCGCAGCCUCGCUGCUCGUACUCCCGCGCAUGAUUUAUGUAUGACCGGUAUUCCUCGUGUUGUCGGUUCAUUUAACUAGAUAUAUUCCGGAAUUAUUGUGUUCGCAACACAGCUCUCGUACGGUGCGAAGCGUGAUGGGAAUCUAAAGUCGGCCGUAAUGAUACAUCGCUCCUCAUCUGCGUACAUAUCAUAUAUCAACCGUUCGUUCUCUUAAUUCGCAAUCGAUGCCCGUCACCGUCUACUUAAUCAGCCCCAGUUACCGAAAUUGCCUUCAUUAACAACGCGCGAGCCUUUCUUUUGAAAAAAAAAACUGUAUCACAGAAACCAGUUUCCUUUUUUUCUCUACAAAAUAAUCGCAUCGCUUUAGUCGGAAAUUUUUUGGAAAGGUCCAAAUUAGCACCACCGGUUACUUAAGGAAAGUAAAUUGACUGAGAUCGGUGGUUUAGGUCGAUCGGGGUAAUUUGUCUCUAGGCUUUCAUUGUGACAGGACCAUAGUUGUUGCGGAAUGAAUUCAUUCGGCAUGGGGCUUAAUUGGAGGUGCAUGGUUAUAAUUAUUGGAUGGACAUGAAGAAGGGAACCGGAGGUGGAUUCUCCGCAUUCUGGCACGUUGCAGGUCAAUCGCGGCAUCUAUCGACUACUGGCUCGUAAACUGGCCGUGCAAGAAGAUAGAAUUAAUAGCUCAUGAAGAUUUUGUGAUCAAUAUAAUAUGCAUUGUAUAAACAAAGACAACUCAUAAUAUGUAUAGCGAUAAAGCUGGUUGUAGUGUAAUAGUCAGAAACAAGUUCGAAACAUUUAUUGCACUUGGGAGAAAUCUUUUGGAAUACUUUUUAAUCUAGCAGGACUGCAAUGUCUUUUUUUCGGUUUUCUAGUUCGUUAUUCGGUCACAAUAGAACGUAUCUACGUCUCUAUACAUACGCAGAAAAUAUCACGCACUUUCUGGGUCACUCUUGUAGAUACAAUAUUAUCUGUAUAGAAAAUUUAAAUUAAAAGUGGUUCAUUUGCACCCGCUUUUAAAUGCGCAUUUUAUUUUAAUUGUGUUAGAUUCACCUUUGACGACGACUGCCAGCAUUGAAUUUUAUUGCUGUGUUUGAGCGUUUCUCCUAUUCCGUACAGUUUUGGCUACGGCAUGCACUUUGAUUUCAACACAAAAUAUUUUGAAAUUAUCAGAAACAAUUUUUUUAAACAAGCUUACAUUUUAUCCUGCUUCAUAAAAUAUAAUAUACCAUUUCACAUUUCUACACAAUGCCACCGUAGAUACUAUCUGUUUCUUUCUCACCGGCCGCCGCGUCUAGAUCGAUAUUACCGAACAUGUUUUCCUUCAACACAAUAUUCUUUUAUGUCUCGGUAACUGUAUCGAUUUAAAAUCGAUAGUCGCCUGCCUCAGAUCCAUCGAUAACUUGCCAAUUCAUUUAAACCAUAUUAAUUUCAAAGUAAUUUACCCUACCUACCAUAUUUAUAAUAAUAUUUUAUACGAGCAUUCACGGCAAAACGUGACUCGAAUAUUGUAAUUUUUGCAAUAACAACUUACACAAAGUAAUGACCAUAUUUUUCUGAAUGAAAGGUGCACGUGUAGCAAUAUAAACUUGUAAGAUACUUCCAAUCGCCGCUUGCAUCACAUUCAGAUCCGAAAGUAGUCGUAAACUGAGGAGCCUUGGUAAUGUAGUAUCGAGUUUUGUGAUCUGUGACAUUGCGGAAUUGUUCGAACGUUUGUUCCGUUUGUGCUAAUGCCUAUUUACGAAUGCUAGACAAAGACACAGAGGCUGUAAGCUGACGCUCUCACUUCCGCCCGCCCACGUUAUGAAGCGCCUCCUACGCGAGGUCACUUUUAAAAAUCGCAAGCUGGUGGUCUUGCAUCGGCAAUUGUUGCGACUGUUAUUUUUCUUUAAAAAAAUGUUACCGCUGUAGACCACGCUUGAGGUUAUUUGAUUUUUAUGUGUACUAAGGUUUCUUUUAAGGUUAACCGUGACAACAAUGACAUCAGUCCGUAGGUGGCGCGUGCGAUAAAAUGUGUUCGCGGACACUCUGCGUUGCUCAAGCUUUCGAAAUAACCAUCCACUUUAAUUUAUAACUUAAUUCUGAGCGUCUUUCUUUUGUGUUUUUGUACGAUGUACUUUGUACCGUAUUUUAUUGUAACGGUAACUAUAAUUCAAUUUCGUUAACUUUCUACAAUUGCUUGAAUUCGUUUCCUUGGAGUUUUAAGUUAUCUGUAUUACAUUGAAUUGACCGACAUUAGUAUAUCCUCGGUAAUCGGGAGAAAGAGUCGCUAUAUUAAAAAGCACUGACAAAGUUAGUAUCGGGGAAGAGACAUACGUAGGUAGCGAAUCAGCAAACAUAAACAAACAAAUACUGUAAGACAGGACGUGACUCGGUUUUACCAAAUGAAACGAGACGCGAGGCUUAGAAUAAUAAAAGUUUACGUUCGCUAUGUAAAUUUUGUUAAUAAUUGUCGCGUUUUUUUAUUACUUGUAAGUUUAUACUCUAAAUGCAUUUUACUCAAUCGAUUCUCAGGCCAUUAAACAAGUGCCAUCGUCUGUAUAGUUUAUAAGUACAACGAGGUUUAUAUCGGGAUGCAUCGACUAGAUAUUAGGGUUUUCUACACCAACCUCAUCCUUUUCCAUAUCUCCAUUAGAUCAUCUGUAUCCCCAAAUUGGUGCUAUUGUAGUGACGUUGGACAAAUGCUAUUAGGUGAUCUCUAUUUCUUUAAAUUUGUUCUUAAUAUUAUAGAUUCUUAAUAUAUGUAUUAUUAUACUAUAGUUAUUAUAGUAGUAAUGGCAAUUCGAGGGACCAAGUCCAGACAACAUAUUGAUACCUGUAUCGAAGUAACGUAACAUUCCCAGUUUGCGCUUAGUGCCCGUAACAUGUUUGUGAUCCAUCCAACUUAAUGAGUAUUUAGACUUAAGGCAUGAUGUUGUGUGUUUAUUGGACGAUUGAUACGUGAUUUACUAUUGACCGACACUUUAUUGAACGCUAUUUUGAUUUUGGAUCAAAUUAUUUUUUGUAAAGAUAUAAGUAUAUUUUCGUAAUGUUAAUAAAAAAAGUGUAGAUAGCGUUCAAUAAAGUUUCAGUCGAUUCCCUAGUUCAAUUUUACUAGUAACCAAAUCAUAAAAGCUUCUUAGUAAUAAAUAGGAUAUAUUGUUUUAAACUUUCAUGAUCAAUAACUUUAUAGUAAUUUAUGUUAUUUACGGGAUUGUUACCACGUACCUUAUUUUAAGCGAGUUUCCGAUAUUUUGGCACUGCUGCAAGCGCCAUGAUCACGGAAUAAUUAAUUGCGGGUAGGCUGUUAACUCGCUAAAAACAAGGUACAUGGUUACAAUCCCGUAAAUAUUAAAAAUUACUAUAUUGAUAGGAUUGUCUUGUUAGGAUUACUAGUAAAAUUGCAUGAGGAUAUUUUACAUUGAAACAUAAUAAUAAAUUAAUAUUUUAGAAGUUAAGUAAAGAAAGAUGUAUCUUAACACGGAAGGGUGAUACCAGCAAAGAAGAUUUUGUGAAACAGUGUCCUUUAGUGCCUUAUGAACAUUGAAAGUGUGAUUACGAUGAUUGUACUUAAAAAUUCAAAAAUGACUGUUUAAAUUCAGUAUUAUAUAUUAAGACCCGUAUUGUAUGACGUUCAAUAUAUUGAACUCGAAGAGAAUUUUUUCAAUCUUAUGCCUCUUUUAAAGUCCAUGACGCUAUGUUACUCUUUAGAACUGUCUGUGUGUAUAAAAAGGAGGCUAAAAUCUCAAGUCCUUAAGUUAACCAGUCACUAGUCUCCGCAAUUUGCGAAGAUCUCACCAUGUCAUAAAAAUACGAGCAAUACUUUAAACAACCUAGAAUCAAUUUGAAACUAAAUCUUGUUUGAUGUGUUCAAGCAAUGACAAUGUUGAUGUCAUAAAUGUCGCACUCGGCUUCUGUGCGCCGCCGACAUAAACGUCUGAAACAAGUAUAAAAAGCCGAAAACAUAUAUUUAAAUACGAAAUUAAGUUUUUCGACGGGCUUUCAUUGCUUUUUGAGGCGAUUAUACAUGGUCGGCUGAUAAAUGUGCGACGUGCAAUAAUUCAAUUCUCGUUUAAAAGCUUUGCAUGUUAAGGCAUGUACACAUACGGGUACCUACAUUUUGUAGUGGCUGCAUACUCAUCAAAUUUAUGGCAACCAUUAAAAUGUAUCAUAAUAUUAAUACGAUUUGUGUUUCGUGUGUGUACAAGCUUCAAUAUAAUUAGUAGUUAUAGCGAACUGAAAUGAUGUUGUCGAGGAAACGUCAAAACUCAAUUUAAAAAUUUGCUUCCUAGACUGUUGUGAAAUUAUUUUUGGAAUCUAUUGUAAUGGUUGUGAUAUAACCGAAUGUUGAAUACUUAUAGAAGAUUUCGAAUUUGUUAAAAUAGAGUUAACAGGUUUUACUCAAACGUCAUUUAUUUGAGAUCAUUGUUGAAUCGCUGCCUCUGAGGUGACUUAAUGACAAUGUGAUAGAAACAAUACCUAAAGACGCUAGAUCAUUGUUACUGUAAAUUACAUUCUCUGUAAAUAUGUACAAUAAAAUAACGAAGUUAGCGAUAAUAAUUUUAAUACUAGAUGCAAUGUUGUACAAGUUUUUUCUAUUUAAAUAUUUUUGAAAGAUUUAAUCUACACUAUUUUUAAUAAUGACUUAUUAUUUUAUCGUUUCGAAUAAUUUAUAUUAUGUGUUUGUACAAUGUCGUAGUUGAAUUCGGAGAAGACAUUAAAAAAAUUAUAAAAAAUAAAAC
Molecule: messenger RNA, 12192 nt
Organism: Chilo suppressalis (striped riceborer)
Lineage: Eukaryota; Metazoa; Arthropoda; Insecta; Lepidoptera; Crambidae
Source: the annotation of a GenBank genome assembly